GGAGGCAGCUCGGAAUUACCAGGCAUUCCUGAGGACCAAACGUGAUGAACCACUCCUAAAGUGCCUAGGGAAUACUCAUAUAGACGCUUAGACAGAGCAUCAAAAGUGAUGAUGACAUCUGUCCGAUAGAGGCCAAGAGGCGGAGUGAAUCGCCUGUUCUGGCUUCGAUUCAAGGCUCGUACCUGAUAUCGGGCCCUUAGUUGUCAACUGGAACUGCACGAGGUGGUCCUUCGAACCCAUAGUCAGAGAGGAGAUAAACCAGCAGUUUCGAUUUUUGAAUUGAGCCUCCCACUCUAGACGAUUGGGACGCGUUUGAGUGGUAAAUUCCGACAUGCUCUCGUUCUUGAAAGCUCCGCCGGCGUCUCAAAAUGACGGGGACUCGUUAUCCGACCUCCUUCCCUCCCCGAGCUUGAAAGUCGAGUUUGCUCUUCUGCUGCUCCUCUCCACCGAUGCGAUGCGGAAGGCUCAUUGCGCGGUCUUCGAACCGCCCGAGAGACAGGAGAAACAGGAGAGUCACUCUUUGAUCGAUCUAGACGAUGGAGUUCCGUCACGAGCCAAGGAUGGAGAAGCCGCAGUUCUAGCUGAGAGAUCACGGGAAUUGUCAUCUUCGGCCAUCCAAGGUAUAAAGCGGGAGAGCCUAACAUACUUCGACUCCUGGCGGUCAAGAGUUCUCAAACGAUCAUGCGAGGUCCUCAACGUUAGACCAGAGACGGUUCGACAGGCUCGAAAGUCUUAUGCGGACCGACAAGCUAAGGUUUCCAAAGCCAAGGAAGAGGAAGAUUUCAUGUCUUGGGCGAAUGGAGAAGAACGCGAAGUGAAACAGAAUCUGCGUCUACUUCCAUUUGAUCCAAUCCCCACAAAAUUGUCUACGAUGUCUGCAGAGCAGAAGUCGAAGUUGGUUCAGAGCGCUCUGCUACUGCUUUUGAGCCUGGAGUCUUACACUGGGCAUUCUCGAAUCCUGUUGCUGCAGCUGGCCGCAAGUCUUCAGGUCACAUACCAAGAUCUGGUGAAGUACGAAAGCGAUGUGGCCCAUCUACUUCUCCAGGCGGCUCUGGCUGCACACACAAACAGCAACGAUGCAGGUGAGGCAACCGCACGGAAAUGGAAAGUCGGUCUUGCCGCCGUUGCUGGUGCCGCGGUGAUUGGGGUGACUGGAGGCCUAGCAGCGCCCCUCCUCGCCGCGGGGAUCUCGACCGUGUUCGGUGGACUAGGUUUAGGAGCCGUGUCCGGUCUCCUUGGAGCACUGGCAGGCAACGGUGUCAUUAUCGGCGCGUUGUUCGGCGCCUACGGUGCCAAAAUGACCGGGAAAAUGAUGGACAGCUACGCGAAGGAAGUCCAAGACUUCAAGUUUGUUCCGCUCAAGCCGGAUACUGUGAACGACGCUGCUCCAGAUGCCGGUGAGGCUGAACAUCAUCUGCGAGUGAGCAUCGGAAUUUCAGGAUGGAUUAAUGAGGAAUCCGACAUCACUCGUCCAUGGCUAGCUUGCGAUUCCGGUUCGUCCGAAGCCUUUGCCCUCCAAUGGGAGGUUGAAACACUUCUUCGCCUGGGUGUCUCCUUAAACACGGUCCUGAAAACAUACGUUUGGGAUUCUGCAAAAUAUGAGAUCCUCCGGCGGACGUUACUCGGCAGUUUGGCCGCUGGACUAUGGCCGUUAGGGCUGUUGAAAGUUGCAAGCAUCGUCGAUAAUCCGUUCUCUGUCGGCAAGGCUCGAGCGGAUAAAGCGGGCAAAGUCCUGGCAAAAGCCCUCCUGGCGAAAGUCCAAGGAGAACGUCCCGUCACACUCAUCGGAUACAGUCUUGGGGCUCGACUGAUAUACGCCUGUCUUCUGGAACUCGCGACCCAGAAUGCUUUCGGGAUUAUCGAAAACGUCGUCCUCAUCGGAAGUCCAGUACCGGGCUCAUCCGGGCCCUGGACCAACAUUCGAGCAAUCGUGACUGGUCGCGUUGUGAAUGUCUACAACGGCGAUGACCUCAUUCUAGGCUUCCUAUACCGCGCGAGCAGCAUCCAGUUCGGUGUCGCUGGCCUCCAACCCGUCAAAUACGUUCACGGAGUCGAGAAUUUCGACGUUUGCGAUAUCGUCGACGGGCAUGCCAGUUACCAGAGCAAGAUCGGCAAAAUCUUGGAAAAGAUCGGAUGGGCGGAUUUGGGAGCGGACGCUUCGGAAGAAAAACCUCCGCUACCGCCAAGACCUCGUCAGCAUAUUGUAGACGAUGCGCAGAUUCGAGGCGAGAUCGAGAGUCACCUUGCAGUACUUGAGAACCUGCAUAUCGACGAUGCUAAGAAGGGUGUUGUCGAACAAGCGACUGUCCAACCGGGUUUGUCUAAGAUGAACGCACAGCUUUCAGUACAGAGAGAGGCACCGCUUGAGUGGAAGCCGCAUCAAGGGGCGCCACAUAAUAAAGUCGUAUCGAAUGAAGAGGUAUCGCAGGAAGGAGCAUUGCAGAAAGGACCCUCGCAAAAAGAGGAAUCGCUGAAAGAAGCUUCGCAAAAAGGGCCAUCACAAAAAGGGGAAUUGCUGAAAGGAACAUCACAGAAAGGGGAAUCCCAUGAAAAGGUAUCGCAUGAAAAAGCAUUGCCGACACCAGACGCUCGAACGAGUAGUCCCAAGCCGAAAGAUCAGGAUCCCACGGAGACAACACAAUCCAACCAACCAAGCAGAACCCUCGACCCCGGAACUUUUACGGCGAGUGAAGAUAGUGAUUACGAUGACGAAUCAGCGGGUUCCGACUAUGAUGGUGAAAUGGCCAUGCUUGAUCCAACGCCAUUCGAGGACGAUGAGGAGACGAUACAAUUCGGGACAGGGUCGCGGGGGUUUCAACUUCACUGGGAAAAUAAUUAGCGCUUUGUCUUCGUAGCGUUACAAAUUCUAUGCUGACCGGCGUUUCCCAGUACUCAUGUGCCACUCUAUCAGGAUUUCGCACG
Messenger RNA from Eremomyces bilateralis CBS 781.70, 2922 nucleotides. Its product is annotated as DUF726-domain-containing protein. Lineage: Eukaryota; Fungi; Ascomycota; Dothideomycetes; Eremomycetales; Eremomycetaceae. The record is from RefSeq and is a predicted model, not a curated record. The coding region runs from base 332 to 2839 and encodes 835 amino acids. The transcript has 2 exons.